AUGAAACAAAAAAGAUCUUCAAUGGUGGGCUAUCACAAUAAUAUCACCUAUAUUGUGCUAACAGGUUUCCCAAAUAUAAAAAGCAUAAAAAUUAUAUUUUUCCUGGUGCUGUGUUUCAUAUAUUGUGUUACUAUUUCUGGAAAUCUCUUCAUUGUGAUUUUAUAUCAUCUGAGUAAAACACUUCAGUCUCCCAUGUACCUCUUCAUCACCCAACUAUCAUUGCUUGAUAUAAAUCUGUCUACAGAUAUUCUUCCCAACUUUCUUUAUAUUAUCUUACAUGAUGGAUGUACCAUGUCUCUUGCUGGAUGUAUCUUCCAGUUCUCCUUCUUUGUACAUGCUGAGACCUCAGAGUUUUUUCUACUGACUGUGAUGUCAUAUGACCGGUAUUUGGCCAUCUGUAAGCCUCUGCAUUACAACUCUAUAAUGAACCAAUCAAUUUGCAUUAAAUCAGUGAUUAUCAUUUGGUUACUGGGUUUUACAAUAACAUUGGUUGAUUCAAUAUCUUUGUGCAGUUUAUACUACUGUGGACCAAACAUCAUUCAUCACUUCUUCUGUGACUUUGAACCAAUACUUGAGCUUUCCUGCUCCGAUACUUCAUGGAUCCAUAGUGAGAUCUAUGUAUUAGGUUUCAUCUGUAUUGUAGCACCUUUUAUAUUAAUUGUUAUAUCGUAUAUCUAUAUUGUUAUAACCAUCCUCAAAAUUAAAUCAAUCACAGGAAGACAAAAGUCCUUCACCACCUGCAGCUCUCACUUGACGGUAGUUUGCAUUUUUUACGGGACGCUAAUUGCUGUGUAUUUGUUUCCAACAAAAGGACAACUGGAUAUUCUGAACAAGGUCCUCUCUCUCGUUUACACUCUGAAGAAGUGGCUUGGAAACAUGAAACAAAAAAGAUCUUCAAUGGUACAGAACAAUUCCAAUGAAAUGUCACUAACUACUACUAGCUUUACUGUGACUUGGAUCAACGAGAACCUUCACAGACAAUGA
This is a messenger RNA of Rana temporaria (common frog), 984 nucleotides long. RefSeq names its product olfactory receptor 478-like. The record is from RefSeq and is a predicted model, not a curated record. Gene Ontology annotation, cellular component: membrane. Bases 1 to 984 code for a protein of 327 amino acids. Gene Ontology annotation, biological process: G protein-coupled receptor signaling pathway. The transcript is spliced from 3 exons. Lineage: Eukaryota; Metazoa; Chordata; Amphibia; Anura; Ranidae. Gene Ontology annotation, molecular function: G protein-coupled receptor activity; olfactory receptor activity.